This is a messenger RNA of Phytophthora infestans T30-4, 1362 nucleotides long. RefSeq lists its product as uncharacterized. NCBI's taxonomy places the organism in Eukaryota, Oomycota, Peronosporomycetes, Peronosporales, Peronosporaceae. The coding region runs from base 1 to 1362 and encodes 453 amino acids. The transcript has a single exon. The record is from RefSeq and is a predicted model, not a curated record.
AUGGAAACUCAAUCAUCGCGUUCGCCACUGCAGCGCCACCCCAAGUGCUCGGCGCUCUAUGCCAGCCGCCUUCGCCACAACUCGGAAGCUACGAAACCAACAGAGGUACUGACUGCAAGUGUCGCCUACUUGGCUAAUGUGACGGUUGAAGUGACCACCAAGGCAUUAUUGACUCGAGACUCGUCAACAUUUGCGCUCACAGUACACGACAACAAGUCCAGCUCAACGUGGCGCCAUCUCCGAUCCUAUUCUGAGUGCCGAGCAUUUCAGAGUCAAGUACUCAAGGUGUUGAGUCGCGGUCACUUAUGUUUUGCCGAAUGUCCUUGGCUCUACGCGUAUGUGCAACGCGCUCUGCCUGUCGAGCGAACGGGUCACCACUUGUUUCGAGUUGCUGGCCACAGUCCCAAGCCUCGCGUCGUGGAGAACCAGCGUCAAGCGCUUGCCAGACUUUUCGCCACACUGCAACGAGUUUUGCUGAACCCGCUCAACCAGAAAUGCACCGUUUUGAUGCAACAAGUCGCACCCGAAGUGAUUACAUUUAUCACCAACCGCAGUGGCGUGAACGCAGAUAUAGCUCUCAAUUCUCCCACGAGUAACGGACCGUUGGCAAAAACGUUUUCCGAGUCGUUCAUGUUUGAGAUUGAAGAGGACACAAAAUCAGAUGACGAAUCAUUCGGACAGACUAGCACUUUGACCACUGCGAGUCUCGAUGAUCUGGACGAAAGUAUUCCCGCUGAAGAAGACGCCACUAUUGCCGCAUUGGACAAAGUGGUGGCUGGCCAACGGGUGUGCUGUGCCAUGUGUGCACUGCACAAAAGACGGUCCGACGAACAAGUUUUCGCGUGUUGGCGAGCGGAAUCCAUGAGCAGUCGGUUUAUGAGGCUGCGAGCUGGAGCUGGUGCCGAGCGCAUUUCCCUUGUGGCAAAACGCCAGUUGCCUACCCACUCAAACGAAUCUCAAGUGAAAAAUGGGUGGCAAUCGCCAGCUCCGUCGCAACAAGCGAUGUCGCCACUGGAACCAUUGGCAGUUCUUGGCGAUCGAGUAUCGGAGGACAUGGUGAUAGUAACAACAGAACACGAAGGCACACCAACGGAACCUUUCCCAGGAUCUCCAUGCACUCCUCCAGUCCCUGGAACUCCAAGAGACUCGGUUGCUUCGGCGUCGUCUGUGUGCCAAAUCGAUCUCGAAAUGCUCGACGAUUGGUGCCUUUCGAAUGCAAUUCCGUCGCCAGAGCAGCAGCAGACUGCGCCUCCUGCAAAGUCGUCAGGACUCGAGAGAAUUCGUCGGAUGCCACGUCGCUCGCUGCUCGUGCUCAACUCGCUCCGCAGCAAGUUCACGACACGAAAGCACUGCGUUAUUUAA